AUGGAUUCUUUUGAGAUUAAUAAAAAUGAAGUUGGGAAGGCAAAUGUGACCUUGAAGCAUCUCCGUCUUUGGAAGCUGGCAAAAUUGUUCAGGGUAAUUGAGAUUUGUGUUCUUUUGGUCAUAGUCUCUCGUUAUUCCACUCAAUUUCCACUUGCUGUAAAGAAAUCUGGGAAAUAUUUCAAGGACUUAACAGUUGUCCUUGUUAGCCCAUGUUUUGUUUUCCUAAUCGGAAACGCAAUAGUUGUCAUUCUUUUUGUACAAUCAAACCAGUUUAUGGCUCAUGAUUCUAGCAGAAAGAAUCCAGAAAAUGAUUUCUGUAAAGAGUUUGUGGAGAAGAGCAAAAAGACUGAAAACACUCACCGGUAUAAGGUCAAGUACAGAGAAAAACAGAGUAAAUGUCAAGAAAAUGUAGUUAGUGCAGGCACACAUACAUCUUGCAAAACCAAGAAUUAUAGAAGAAGUCAAUCAGAAAAAUCCAAGUCUGUGAAUGGAGAUAAACCUUUCCGGGAACUGAGGAGAUUGGGGACAGAGAAGCACAACAAAGGUACUAAUUCUGGGGAGAGAGUAGUGAAAAAUUGCUCCUCCGUAGAUAACAUGAGCAAUGAAGAGUUUCAACAGAUGAUUGAGGCUUUCAUAGCAAGGCAGCAUAACUUCAGAAUUAAAGAAGAGCACUCUGUGAUUUAA
Molecule: messenger RNA, 684 nt
Organism: Mangifera indica (mango)
Lineage: Eukaryota; Viridiplantae; Streptophyta; Magnoliopsida; Sapindales; Anacardiaceae
Exons: 1
Coding region: 1-684 (227 amino acids)
Source: RefSeq, a predicted model, not a curated record